Molecule: messenger RNA, 2805 nt
Organism: Tachysurus vachellii
Lineage: Eukaryota; Metazoa; Chordata; Actinopteri; Siluriformes; Bagridae
Product: cilia- and flagella-associated protein 58-like
Exons: 17
Coding region: 1-2805 (934 amino acids)
Cellular component (GO): cytoskeleton
Source: RefSeq, a predicted model, not a curated record
AUGCCAUGGAAAAAGGGGUACCGGAGAUCUGAGGUGGCUAAGAGGCGCAUGGCUGUUGUCAGCAAUGCAGAGCCUCUUGUCAAAAGAGCUGCAUAUGAGGUUGAGCCUCCUCCCAAAAGUGCUUCAUUACCAAAUGAGGUUCAGCCUCCUCUCAAAAGUGCUCCAAAAAGACAUGAGGUUCAGCCUCCUCUCAAAAGUGCUCCAAAAAAACAUUGUCACAAAAUAACUGUCAUUGAGAAAGUCCAUGUGACUGCCAAUCAAACUGUCAAUGAGAAAGUCCAUGUGACUGCCAAUGAAGCUGAUAAAGGGAACUCCCAGAAGCCAAAGUUGGAAGCGCAUUCAUAUGAAACAUUGGAGAUGGAGUUCCAGGAUGUGUUGAAUGAACUGGAAGGAGAGACAAGUCUGGCGAAGUUCAGAGUAGAAUAUGAAAAGCUAAUCACAACCUUGAAGAAAUCACAUGAGAAUGAAAAGAGGCUGAUGACAAAAUGUCGAGAGCUGAAAGCAGAGAUAAGCGCUAACUCUGUCAAAGUGGUGACGGCGCUGAAGCUAUCUCAUGAGGACCAGACCACCAUUAUUUCACUAAAAAAGGAAAUCGAAAAGGCUUGGGAAAUGGUGGAUGCGGCACAUGAAAAGGAGAAGUUGAAUAAAGACAAAAUUAAGACUCUACAGGAGGAAAUAAACACUCUUACUGAACUUGUUGAGCAAGCUGCUACUUUAUCCACAGCUGACAAACAGAGCGUGGGCAAUCUAUUGAAAAUGAAAGAGCAGUUGAUGGCUGAGAGAGACGAGCUGCUCUCAGAGCUGGUGACUCUCAGAGACAGUUUUGAAAACGCCGAAACCAAGCAACAUGAGGCUGAGGAAGAGAACAUGAAGGCCCAGGAUACCAUCUUACAGCUGCAGCAGGAUAUCCAGGUGCGUCAGAACGAGUGCUUGAGGGAAACCCGUCAGAAAGAGAAGCUGGAGAAGGAACUGAAACAGGUUCGCGCAGAAGUUCAAGCCCAGCAGGUGGAAAUUAAAAUGCUAAGCGCACAAUGCCAGUGUGGCAGUGAUGAGCAGCAGAGGCUGGAGCAGCAACUUCAUGAGCAAAAGAUUCUGAACGAGAGAGUCUCUAAGGAGCUGGAGCAGCUGAAUAUGCGCAACACCAAACUCCAGCAGGAAAACGAACAGAACUUGCUCAGCUUAGAGCAGAUCACCUCUGAAAAUAGCCAACGAGCCACUGAACUGAAGCUGGAGAGAGAGGAGGUGGCUCAGAUGAAGCAGGAGAUUUCUAAGCUUAUUAAGAUAAGGGAUGCCACUCAGAAGAAGCUAUGCCUGAUGGAGGACCAGAAACUGGAAGUGGAACAGCAGCGGGAGAUACUGAAGAACCAGAUCACAGGCCUGCAUAAAGAAAUGGAGAUGAACCAAAGACAGACAGAGAGUUACAAGAAGAAAAUAGAUGAACUGAUCAGAAAGAAAGACAUGCUGAAUAAGAAAUUGAUCAAGGCAGCAAAUGCCACCGAGAAACAGAUAAGCUUGGUGAUGCUGCAUGAGCAGACGAAGAAGACGCUGGAACAGGAAAUUCUGAAUCACCAAGAUGAGGCACAGAAACAGCGCAAGAUCACUUUUCAGCUGGAAAAGGAGCGUGAUCGCUACAUCAACAAAGCUAGGGAGCUCACACAGAAGGGCUUAUCACAUAUGGAGGAUCUCAAAGUGCGAGAGAUGGAGAUAUUUGAAUAUAAGAAGAAGAUCGCUGAGGCAGAGACGAAGCUCAAGCAGCUGCAGAAUCUGUAUGAGGCCAUCAGGGCCGAACGUAACAAAUACAGCAAGAAUCUGCUUGAUGCUCAGCAUGAAAUCAUGGAUAUGAAGCGCAAGAUUAAAUCCAUGAGCCAAGAGACUGGUCAGCUCACAGAGGAGAUCAAGAGCAAAGAGGCAGCACUGGUCAAAGAACAUCUCGAUUUUCUGCGAAUAGAGAAAGUAAAAGAGGCUCUUAAGGUUGAGCUUCAGAAGAUUAAGAAGCAGGCUCAAGAGACCAAGCAGGUUAUGGACAAGCAGAAGUCAGAAGAGCAAAAGCUACUGAAAAUCAUAGCAGAUGCUGAAGCUGAGAAAGUGCAGCAGAAGAAAGAACUGGAUCAGGUAAUCAGUGAGCGGGACAUUCUCGGGACUCAGCUGGUGAGGAGGAACAAUGAACUGUCAUUACUUUAUGAGAAGGUCAAGAUACAGCAGUCCAUUCUGAACAAAGGCGAUAUCCAGUACAACCAGAGAGUGGAGGAUAUCCGUCUGCUCCUGAUUGAUAUCAAGAAGAUGCGAGGGGAGAAGGCAGUCCUCAUCCGAACUGUAUCCAAUGUGGACGACCUCAGGAGUGAGGUGCACCACAUUCAAAAGGAGCUGCUUAAGGAACGAGCAAGAUAUAAAAGCUUGCAAGAAGAGCUCGAAAAUCCCAUGAAUGUUCAUCGCUGGAGAAGACUGGAGGGGAGUGACCCAUGCACCUUUGAGCUGAUCCAGAAGACUCAAUCUCUUCAGCAGCACCUGAUGGACCAAACCAAAAUGGUAGCGAAGAAAGAGUUUCUGCUCAAGGAGAAGGAGAAGGAGUGUAUUGAAAUGAAGCACAAAUUAGCUCGUAUGCCCGGUCCAGAGGCAGCCAAACAACUCAGGAAAACUCAGCAAACACUGAAGGAAAAGAACAAACAGCUCAUGAUGCUGUCAGUUGAAGUCAACAUGUACAAGUCUCAGGCAAUGGAGUACAAGAAAGAGAUUGAGCAACUGCACGAAGAGUUAAAGAUCGUGAAGAAGAAGUACUUUGCGCAGAAAUGCAAGGAUCAAAAGUAA